This is a messenger RNA of Anopheles funestus (African malaria mosquito), 615 nucleotides long. RefSeq names its product DNA polymerase zeta subunit 2 (gene PolZ2). Bases 1 to 615 code for a protein of 204 amino acids. NCBI's taxonomy places the organism in Eukaryota, Metazoa, Arthropoda, Insecta, Diptera, Culicidae. The record is from RefSeq and is a predicted model, not a curated record. The transcript is spliced from 2 exons. Gene Ontology annotation, cellular component: zeta DNA polymerase complex.
AUGUCGUCUGCUACUGAAAAACGAGAGAUCGACGUCAUAGUUGAGAUGAUGGAAAUAUACAUCAAUUCAAUCUUGUACAAGCGCAAGCUCUAUCCGGAGGCAAUAUUUCGUAUCCGCAAGGCGUACAACAUACCCGUGUACAUUUCAAUCUACACAGCUCUGAACGAUUACAUCGCACAGACAUUGAAAGCCGCGCGGGAGUUGAUACGAAAUGGCAAAAUGCGUCGUCUAGAGGUUAUCAUUUUUAAGGAGCAAGAAAAUCCAAUGGAAAGCUACGUGUUCGAUCUGAAUUACGGAACGUUUGUAUCGGAAAACGAUGAAAAUAUGAGCGCUUUCGAAGAGGAGCUUCGUAAAUCGUUGCUCUCGUUAGACGCGCGAAUGAAGGACUUAAAAAGUGUGUCGCAAAUUGCGGACAUCAAGUUUAAAAUAAUGCUGCAUACAACGAAACUAGCGUAUGUAAAGAUAGGAAACGAUCCCCGUUUGCAGAGUUUCCCAUUUGUUCAGGAGGUGGCAGUUCAUGAAGUGGAUGAAAAAUGCAAAAUUGAGCUUCUGCCGGUAUUACAAACUUCACGUGUUGGUAUUAAUGUGUUCGUUGAGGAGUACAGUGCUACAUAA